AUGAAUCCUGUCAAAGCUGUUACUGAUCCAGGUUAUAAACUUCAAGAAGUAGGUUUAAAAUCGAAAGAUGGUAUGGGAUUAAUAUUUCAAGUUAACGUCUUUGCACCACAUUUUUUAAUCAUGUUGCUUCUUCCUCAAUUAAAGGCAGGUAAAGCUAAAAUUAUUUGGAUAUCAAGUCUACGAUCAGAUCAAAAAUAUUUGUCCCUGCAAGAUUUGGAGUUGCUAAAGACAGAAGAGCCAUAUGAGGGGUCCAAAAGAGAAAUUGAUCUACUACAUCUAGCUACAUUCAAAGAACUAAAAGAAAUGGGCAUUACACAGUACGUUACUCAGCCAGGUAUUUUUACAAGUCAAGCAUUUUCACAAUUUCUGAACCCAUUCACAUAUUACGGGAUGCUAUUAAUGCUGUAUUUUGCCAGGCUUAUGGGAUCCACCUGGCAUACUAUAGAAGGAUAUACUGCAGCAUGUGCGCCUGUCUAUGUUGCAUUAACCUCAGAUAAAGAUUGUUUACAACAGGAUAUUAAGUACGGUUCUGCCACUUAUCGAAACGGCGAUGAAUAUGUUAAGUUACAAGAGUUAGAUAACACAGCCUGUUUGGAUGUAUAUUCUUUUAUCAGGAAGAAAGAAUUGGAAUGGAGUAAGGAAUUGUUAAAUAGCACCACAGGAGGAAGCUCGUUUUGA
Messenger RNA from Naumovozyma castellii, 678 nucleotides. RefSeq lists its product as uncharacterized. NCBI's taxonomy places the organism in Eukaryota, Fungi, Ascomycota, Saccharomycetes, Saccharomycetales, Saccharomycetaceae. The transcript has a single exon. The record is from RefSeq and is a predicted model, not a curated record. Bases 1 to 678 code for a protein of 225 amino acids.